Molecule: messenger RNA, 411 nt
Organism: Macadamia integrifolia
Lineage: Eukaryota; Viridiplantae; Streptophyta; Magnoliopsida; Proteales; Proteaceae
Product: tobamovirus multiplication protein 1-like
Exons: 4
Coding region: 70-411 (113 amino acids)
Source: RefSeq, a predicted model, not a curated record
CGAGAAGCUCUGCUCGGUACAAAUCUUACGGACUACCAUCUUCGAUCUACCAUCUUCAAGUUCUCAACAAUGGCGUCGCUGAUUCGGAUGCAGAGAAUCGUGUUCAAUCAAGAAAUAAGGAAUUACAGUGAAGAACAAAUCGAAGGAGUCGCAUUGAACAACCGGUGGGAUGAUAUCAACAACUCCGAAGCAUGGCAGGAAGGCAUCUUCUAUACUCUCUGUGUCAUCUACUCAGUCGUCUCCUUCAUUGCCCUCGUGCAACUCAUCCGGAUUCAACUGAGAGUACCAGAAUUUGGUUGGACAACACAAAAGGUUUUCUACUUGAUGAAUUUUAUUAUGAAUGGAUUACGUGCUAUUCUCUUUGGACUAUACAAAAAUGUGUUUGUUCUCAGCGCAGUUUUGGUUCUUUGA